CUUUGUCCCCUUUUUGCUUUCAAUUUUUUUUGGCGCUGUCCCUCUUUCUCUCUUCUUCUUUACAGCCAAACCCUGAACUAGCAUUUUAACACGUUUUUUCCGUCCCCAGUGCCACAGCGCUAAAGAGCAAACUUAGAUAUCCGCAUAAAACUCCUACGUCUCUUCUGUUUAUUAUAAAUAUCAACCCUUCUCGCGGUCCAUCAUGGGCUCCAAAGUCUCUCGACAACGCAAACGACAAUCCAAUUCGCCUUCCAAGAAAAUGGACGCCAAAAAGGUCAUACCCUCCUCGCCCGUGAACUCUACCGCAAGCGAGAAAUACCAUACCGUUUCGUCGUCCUCGUACUGGUUGGCAAAAGAUAAUGAAGAACAGGAUCGUUUGAUGGGCCAACACUUUGCUGUGAAGGAAGGAUUUGGAGGAAAUGUUUUGCCAAAGGUGCUGGAGGUGGUGCGGUUCGAUGCCGGUACGAAAUGUUUGGAUGUGGGUUGUGGUCCAGGCACCUGGUGUUUGGAUAUGGCUACGGAAUAUCCCGAAUGUCAAAUCUACGGUGUUGAUAUGAGUGACAUUUUUCCCGAAGCCAUUCGUCCGCCCAAUACCCAUUUCAUGCAAGCCAAUGUCCUGGAAGGUUUGCCCUUUGAAGAUAAUACCUUUGAUUUCGUUCAAGCUCGACUUCUUGUCGCUGCCCUGAAGGUCGAACAGUGGCCACUCGUCAUCAAGGAAUAUCUUCGCGUUCUGAAACCUGGUGGCAUCCUGCAAAUGCUUGAACCUGAUUACAAGGAAACCGGUGGUGGAGCUUCCUUGAAACUGGUUCAGACAGUGAUCAAGCUGUGUCAUAUGAGGGGCCAGAAUCCUCACAUUGGAGCUGAUCUAGCUCGCUUGAUGGAAGAAGCUGGCUUGACGAUACUUGAGAACCGUUAUUCGACUAUCGACCAUAGCGAGGACACCAAACUGGCGGCGGAAUGGAUCUGGGACUGGUGCUAUUUUGCAAAGGUGACUUGCGAAGUCAUUGGACCCGUGGUGGGCGUUUCCCAAGAAGACUACCCUCAAUUCCUGAAAGAUAUUGAAUCAUCCAUGAAGGAGUAUCACUUUACAACUCACGGUUACUGUGUGGUUGGACAAAAAUCAUCGUAAUUUUACUAAAAAGCUAGAAUAAACAAACAUUUUGC
Molecule: messenger RNA, 1164 nt
Organism: Radiomyces spectabilis
Lineage: Eukaryota; Fungi; Mucoromycota; Mucoromycetes; Mucorales; Radiomycetaceae
Product: S-adenosyl-L-methionine-dependent methyltransferase
Exons: 4
Coding region: 203-1129 (308 amino acids)
Molecular function (GO): methyltransferase activity
Source: RefSeq, a predicted model, not a curated record